Peronospora farinosa is the source of this 1449-nucleotide messenger RNA. Lineage: Eukaryota; Oomycota; Peronosporomycetes; Peronosporales; Peronosporaceae. The record is from the annotation of a GenBank genome assembly.
AUGCCUCUGCCACAAAGCAGCAGUAACAACAAAUCCACAGAUUUGUACGAGUGGCCGACGCGCCCAACCUCGCCUGCCCACGACAUGGAUAAUGACUGCGCCUGCGGUCUUAAUGAUGACAAGCCGUACAUUGAGCAGCUGCUUGUGAAGCACCUACGCUUCGCGCACGCUUUUCGUAAGAACGAUGCUGCAAUGAUCCUGCAAUUCCUGGCCAAGGACGUGACGCUCAUCUCCGUGGAUGGCGCGCGCCAUGAGGGUCAAUCGGCCGUACUCGCUUAUCUUGUAGGCGCGUGCAUGACCAAAAUCAGCUCUAAUCUGCGCGUCAAGGGCUGUCCCACGCGCUCGGGCACGUGCCAGUCUACGUUCAUCUACGAGCAUGGUGUCGUCUUUAAGGACCCACUGUACAUGGAGAUGCUGGACUGGAAGCCCCACAGUGCCACUGUUGUACGGAUAGUGCACGCUGCUAUACCCGAUGCCAAGAGCGGCAAGACCUCUCAUGAUUUCUGCAAGUCGUCACCGCUGCGACUUUCGUUUGGAACUAGGAGUUCAGGUGACGAAGAUUUAAGUGAAAUCAGCGGAGAGUCAGAUGGGAGUGCGACAAAGGAAUCUGAGAACCAUAAUGCCAAUGCAGCAGCGCCAGUAAAGGCACGAUAUCGACGUAAAAAGCCCAAGAGCUCAGCAGACCGAUGCAGCGCUGCCAUGUCGGCGGUUACGGCUGCAAGUUUGAGACUGUCGAGCAGCAGUAGCAGUCAAAGUGGAGUCAAUGAGGCGGAUAUGGAAUCAGUGCCGUCGCCUGGUGGCUCCAUGAAGUCGAUGUCGGUGAUUAAAUUGGCCGAGAUCUCUUGCAUUGGUCUGACGCCUAUUCGGAAGCGCAAGACAGUGAACCCGUUCGUGAUUGUCCGAUGUCCUAAAACAGGAGCGGUGUGGAAGAGCCCUGUGAAGCGGCGAGAUUCGAAUCCCAAGUGGAACCAUAUUCCGUUAAGGAUCCAUGCCCACAAACUCGCUAAAGUGGUGGAGAUUUCGCUUUGGGACCACACCUUCUUUCAUUCGGUCAAGGUUGCAGGAGUAGUACUUGUCGGGUCCGAUCUCUUAAAGGGCGAUGCCGAGUUCAGUACCAACAUCCAGCUGGAGAGAUUGGAUGGAGCUCGCGCAGCUGGUGAAGCUCAGUACGUGACGAUGCAGUUACGGUUUUUGCGUCCGUCCGGCGGUAGCAUCGCAGUCACCGCGGAUGAAGUGGUGCGGGACCCCGCACAGAACGACAAUAACGAGAAUGAGCUGUCAGUCGCACCGCGCUCAGCACUGAUUGCCAGCUUGAAGUGGUUGCUGGUAGAUCCUUUUAUGGACGGUCAUCACGCCAGCGUGCUGUUGAUGCUUGUCCGUGCCGCUAUAGUCGCGGUAAUUGUGUGGAAUGUGUAUCACGUCACAUUCGUGUGGCCAAAGCAGGUGUAA